Messenger RNA from Lycium barbarum (goji berry), 2616 nucleotides. RefSeq lists its product as uncharacterized. Gene Ontology annotation, biological process: carbohydrate metabolic process. The record is from RefSeq and is a predicted model, not a curated record. Lineage: Eukaryota; Viridiplantae; Streptophyta; Magnoliopsida; Solanales; Solanaceae. The coding region runs from base 145 to 2175 and encodes 676 amino acids. The transcript has 17 exons. Gene Ontology annotation, molecular function: catalytic activity; carbohydrate binding.
UUGGUUUCAACUACUAUUUUCUAAUUCCAAAAGGUUCAGAAGUUCCAUUCAAUAGCUUAUAUAUACGAAAAAGAAAUUAUACCCUCAAGAUCAACGUCUCUUUCUCCUAUUGAUUUAGCUAAUUUGGAUUUCUCUAAGUGUUUUAUGAUGGGAAAGAUGGAAGGAAAGAGGCUACGACGACUAGUUUUAUUUUGGUUUACAAUUAUUAUCCAGCUUUUCUCGUUUCAUGCAAGGCACACUUCAAAUGACAGGAAUACUCCACCACACGAUAGACAACGGAUGAUACAUUCUCCUCCGGUCAAAUUGCACAUCUCAAAUCACUAUGUGGUGAUAGAUAAUGGCAUUGUUCAACUUACCCUAACAAAUCCAACGGGACAUAUUUCUGGGGUAAGUUACAAUGGAAUUGAUAAUCUCCUGGAGAAAAGGUUUCCAGAACCAAGGAGGGGUUAUUGGGAUAUCAUGUGGAAACUUCCAGAAGACAAAAGUAGCACUUUUGAUACGCUUUUCAUGAAAAAAUUCCGAGUUAUAAAAGAAGAUGAUAAUAAAGUUGAAGUUUCUUUUACAAAAACGUGGAAUUCCAAUGCUCACCAUGAUCUUCCUCUAAACAUCGACAAAAGGUUUGUGAUGCUACGAGGAAGUUCAGGAUUUUAUUCAUAUGGGAAAUUUGAACGUCCAGAGGGAAUGCCUGAACUUAGGCUAGAUGAAGCCAGGAUUGCAAUCAAGCUCAGUCAAAAAUUGUUCCAUUAUAUGGCUGUAUCAGAUGAUAGGCAAAAGGUAAUGCCAACAGACCAAGAUCGAAUUCAUGGCAAAGUUCUUAGCUACAGAGAAGCUGUUCAAAUUAUAAAUCCAUCCAAUCCUAAUCUCAAGAAUGAGGUUGAUGACAAGUACCAAUAUUCUUCUGAUGUCAAGGAUAUCAAAGUACAUGGAUGGAUUUGUGAUAAUCCACAUGUAGGUUUUUGGGUAAUUACACCAACUUAUGAAUAUACAAGUGGUGGACCAAUGAGACAAGAUCUUACUUCUCAUGCUGGUCCAACAUCCCUAGCUACAUUUUUUAGUGGGCAUUAUGCUGGUCCAGAAUUAGGAGUGGAUCUCCAACAAGGAGAGUCAUGGAAAAAAGUAUUUGGUCCUGUCUUUUUCUAUCUCAACUCUGAUUCUGGCAAUGAUCAUAGCACACUUUGGGAGGAUGCUAAAAGACAGAUGUUUGAAGAAACUGCAAAAUGGCCAUAUGAUUUCCCAGAAUCAAAAGACUAUCCCAAAGCCAAUGAACGGGCCACAGUUAAAGGCCGAUUGUUGGUUAACGACAGGUACGUUAGCAAAGAUCUUGUCUAUGCAAAAUCUGCAUAUGUUGGAUUAGCUCUGCCUGGAGAUGCUGGAUCAUGGCAAACAGAGACUAAGGGUUAUCAAUUUUGGACUAAAGCAGAUCGUACUGGACACUUCAAAAUUACUGGAGUUAUACCCGGAACUUAUAACUUGUAUGCAUGGGUCCCUGGAGUUAUUGGAGAUUACAAACAUAACCUUAACUUUACCAUCACCCAAGGAUGUGAAUUUAAUUUAGGUCGCUUAGUUUAUAAUCCACCAAGAAAUGGUCCAACUCUAUGGGAAAUAGGUAUUCCUGAUAGAACUGCUGCUGAAUUCUUUGUGCCUGAUCCAUUACCUAGCCUCUCCAAUCAUGUCUUAAUCAACAUUGUACAAAAGUUUAGACAAUAUGGUUUGUGGGAUCGUUACACAGAUUUAUAUCCAAACGAAGAUUUAGUAUACAGAGUUGGUGUUAGUGAUUACACAAAAGAUUGGUUCUAUGCUCAUGUAACCAGGAGAACUGAAAACAAGGAAUAUAUACCAACAACAUGGCAGAUUUCAUUUGAACUUAAAAAUGUGGAUCCAAAUGGAACUUAUGCAAUCCAUGUGGCAUUGGCUUCUGCUACUUACUCCCAUUUGCAAGGAAGAAUUAACAGAAUUAAUAGACCAAGGCCAAAUUUUGAGACCCCUGGACUUGGAAAAAGUAAUGCAAUAGCAAGACAUGGAAUUCAUGGACUGUACUCUCUCUUCACUUUUCAAAUUCCAGGGUCUGAUUUACAAAAUGGAGAAAAUAUCAUAUAUUUGAAGCAAGCUAAAGGUGGUAGUCCUUUCAUUGGAGUCAUGUAUGAUUAUAUUCGAUUUGAAGGACCUUCACAGUAAAUAUGGGGGGGAUUAUACUUAUUGAGAAAGUUUACGAGUACAAUUAAUUUAUUCACUUAUUGUUUUUCUUUUCGGCUUUUUUAUAUUAUUUUUUAAUAUCAAGAAAAAAAAUGUUGUCCCUAGGAUAUUUUUUUAUUUUUUUAUUACGGAGUAUUCUUUUUGUUUUGUUUUGGCUUGAAUUUGGACGGGGAAAAGUAGAUACAUUUCCCCUAAAAGGGGAUAUAUUGAUUCAACUUUAUUUAAUUGCAGUUAUAAUUCUUAGUUAUUUUAACUUUUUGGUGAAAUAUAUUAUAUUUCUUAAAAAUAAACUAAAUUGUCCUUGCUGAUUCCUCUUCCCUAUAUUGACUCAUCAUUUUCACUAAUGAGAAUUUAUUGGAUCAAAAAGAAUAAUUAACAGAGGCCUAUAUUGUUGACCGUGAGCCUAAAUCAUUAUUAAAUUGA